Molecule: messenger RNA, 3002 nt
Organism: Telopea speciosissima
Lineage: Eukaryota; Viridiplantae; Streptophyta; Magnoliopsida; Proteales; Proteaceae
Product: pentatricopeptide repeat-containing protein MRL1, chloroplastic
Exons: 18
Coding region: 123-2918 (931 amino acids)
Molecular function (GO): protein binding
Source: RefSeq, a predicted model, not a curated record
CAGACCCAGAAGAUUCUUAUAGCCUGGAAGAUCUUUCAUUGUCCAAAGAAGGGAGAGCUUUCACAAAUCUUGGUUUCGCGAGUUGGAUUAUAGCUUUUGGAAAACUCAAUGGGGAGAAUCCUAUGAAAAGAGAAAAGGUUACAGCUGAGGAAACUGGUCAAAAUGGACAGAUUGCUGAGGAAGAAGAGGUGCAGUUAUCACAGUGUCAGAUGACUACUAUGAUGCAUGAGGAAACUCUCAGCACUAAAGCAUUGAAAUUACUUGGUUCUGGUGUUCUUCCAUAUGACAUGAGUAAAAAUAUAUAUACAGCAGAAACAGAAGGUAUGGACCUAACUAUUCCUUCUCUGGUGCUCGAUAAAGUUGUUCCACUGGGAGAAGUAAAAUUUGCAAUGGAGAUGCUAGAAUUACCAUUGGAAGAAGCCAAAAAGGAGGUUGGUGUGGGCUCUGAAUUUCCUAGACUAAAGGUCGAGUCUGUAUAUAGAGCUUCUACUCCUCCUGAAAGGGUUGCACUUGCAAAAACAUUUCAAGGCUACAAAGCAAAGCAUGAAGGGGGUCAAGGAAGUGAAGUUUCCGGAUAUAAUUUCUUCUUCAGACAAUCUGUUAGAGAGGAUAUUUACACAUUUUAUGAAGGAAAACCCUCUGGAUUGAGAUCUGUGUCAAUUUCCAAUGGUCAAAUACCGAGAGCACGUUCUAAAGAAGGUUCCUUUCAUGGAAGAAAGGACUUAAAAAAAGGAAGGGAAUUCAUACAAGAUAUGGGGAGAAGAGCUCUGGCUAAAAAUGGGGAUAAAAAUUUGUCUCAGUUGGAUCAACCUAAUGGGGUUCAUAACGGUGAUAGGCAUGAUGCUUCAGAGUACUUGAUUUCUUACAAUCGUCUGCUGAGGGAUGGAAGGCUAACCAACUGUGUAGAAUUGCUGGAAGACAUGGAACAAAGGGGCUUGUUGGAUAUGAAUGAAAUUUAUCAUGCUAAGUUCUUUAAGGCCUGCAAAAGUCAGAAGGCUGUCAAAGAAGCAUUUCGUUUUAUGAAGCUGAUAGUUAAUCCAACGCUGAGUGCAUUCACUAUGCUGUUGUCUGUGUGUGCAAAUUCUCAAGAUUCAGAUGGUGCUUUUGAAGCUCUGCAGCUUGUUAAGGAGGCUGGACUGAAACCUGAUUGCAAACUUUACACUACUCUAAUAUCAACUUGUGCUAAAAGUGGGAAAGUUGAUGCUAUGUUUGAAGUGUUUCAUGAAAUGAUUAAUGCCGGAGUCGAACCAAAUGCUCAUACAUAUGGAGCACUGAUCGAUGGUUGUGCUAAAGCUGGACAAGUUGCUAAGGCAUUUGGUGCCUAUGGAAUCAUGAGAUCCAAGAAAGUGAAGCCAGACCGAGUUGUUUUCAAUGCACUUAUCACCGCAUGUGGACAAUCAGGCGCAGUAGAUCGGGCUUUUGAUGUUUUAGCAGAAAUGGGGUCUGAACCACGUCCUGUAGACCCUGAUCACGUCACUGUUGGUGCUUUGAUAAAAACAUGUGCGCAAGCUGGACAAGUUGAUCGAGCUAAAGAGGUAUACAGGAUGAUGCAUGAAUAUAACAUCAAGGGCACCCCGGAGGUUUACACUAUUGCUGUUAAUAGUUGCAGCCAGAAGGGUGAUUUGGAAUUUGCAUUAAGUGUAUAUGGUGAUAUGACAAGAAAUGGUGUGGUCCCUGACGAGAUGUUCCUCAGUGCACUAAUAGAUGUUGCUGGGCAUGCUGGAAAAGUUGAUGUUGCCUUUGAUAUGCUACAAGAUGCCAAAAAACAAGGAUCCCAACUUGGAAAUGUAGCAUACAGCUCAUUGAUGGGAGCCUGUAGUAAUGCAAAAAACUGGAAGAAGGCACUGGAGCUAUAUGAGGAUAUUAAGGCCAUGGGAUUGCACCCAACAGUUUCAACAAUGAAUGCUUUGAUCACUGCCUUGUGUGAUGGGAACCAACUGAAGGAGGCUGUAGAGGUCCUUUCUAAAAUGAAGACAUCUGGCGUAUUCCCCAAUGCCAUCACAUACUCUGUUCUUUUAAUAGCCAGUGAAAAAAAGGAUGAACUAGAACUAGGCUUUUUGCUGCUAUCUCAAGCCAAAAAGGAUGGUGUUGUCCCAAGCCUCACUAUGUGCAGAUGCAUGACUGGCAUGUGUUUACGGAGGUUCGAGAAGGCUUAUUCACUUGGCGAGCCCAUGGUUUCUUUCAACUCUGGAAUACCUCAAAUUGACAGUAAUUGGACAUCAAUGGCCUUAACCGUCUACCGUGAGACAAUUGCAGCUGGUGUUGUGCCUACUAUGGAAGUCUUUUAUCAAGUUUUGGGAUGCCUACAGCUUCCCUGUGAUACUUCUUUGAGAGAGAGGCUUGUUGAGAAUCUAGGUGUGGGUACUGAUUCUUCAAGAUGCUCUAACAUAUACUCAUUGAUUGAUGGAUUUGGAGAAUAUGACCCAUGCUCUUUUUCUCUAUUUGAGGAAGCUGCAUCACUUGGAGUUGUUCCUUGUGUGUCUUUUAAAGAAAGCCCUAUUGUUGUUGAUGCUAGGAAUCUGCAGAUUCAUGCUGCUAAGGUGUACCUCUUAACGGUCUUGAAAGGUCUCAAGCAUCGGCUUGCUGCUGGUGCGAAGCUGUCCAACAUAAUCAUCUUACUGCCUGUCGAGAAGACACAAAUUACAUCCCCCAAAGGAGAUAAAUCAGUUAACCUGGCAGGAAGAGUUGGUCAAGAAACUGGCGCCAUGCUGCGGAGGCUCAGACUACCUUACCAAGGAAAUGAAUCAUACGGGAAAAUUAGAAUUAAUGGGGUUGCUUUGAAACGGUGGUUUCAACCCAAGCUUGAUGCCCCCUUCAGUGGGAAACCAGCAACAUUGAGCUCAUCACCUACACGUUUGGGCAAAGGAAUCAUUGAUCAGCAACGUAACAUCCGUGCUGGCAAUCUGUCUCUGGAGUAGAACCUUGAUGCAGACAUUGAUUAAAAGAAGAGAAAACUAAUGACGCAGAUAUUGAUCAAAAGAAGAUAAAACUAAGUAAUGCAC